Paramacrobiotus metropolitanus is the source of this 1211-nucleotide messenger RNA. RefSeq lists its product as uncharacterized. The record is from RefSeq and is a predicted model, not a curated record. NCBI's taxonomy places the organism in Eukaryota, Metazoa, Tardigrada, Eutardigrada, Parachela, Macrobiotidae. Bases 159 to 977 code for a protein of 272 amino acids. The transcript has 3 exons.
GCCAAAACCUGGCCAAAGUACAACUCAUGGUAAAUCAGUAUUCCUGUUUUACAUAAACUCUCGCAAUUUUUUGCUCGAAUUUUUGUUGAUUUAGAAGUUCUCAACUUUUUCCCAGUUAAAUUACAGUGAUAAGUGGAAACGGCUGGAAUCGUAGCAACAUGUCUGUUCCCGUGUAUUUGAAAAACAGAAGCGGUGGCGACCUGUUGAUUUUGGAAGGGUAUGAAUAUCUACGGGAUAGUGGUCGUGACAAUCGAUGGCGCUGCCGUCUACGUGAUAGAUGUAACGCCAGGCUCGAAAUGGGCGACGAGGUGGCCACCAUGCUCGCGCCCCACAAGCACGGACCCGUUAAGGACAAGAACAAGCAGCAGGAGCCAGGGGGGCCUGCGGAGCCGUCCGCGUUGCCAGGUAGUGGGACUAAGGUGGUGCAGACGCCCGAGAAGCGAUUAGGUCGACUGAAAGACAAGCCCAUGCUGGCUGUGGAAAGGGAGGAGAAGGAGCGGGAUUGUCUGGAGGAGUCAGAACCGACCGCGGUGCUGGCGUCCAGCAGCAAAUCCAAGUCAGGUGGCAUUAAGCGGGCUCUGAGCGCCGUGAGCAAGCAGAAAAAUGUGAAGAGAAAGGCCAUGAUUGAUCUCAGCCGAUUCGCGAAGAGAAAGCCCCAAAUGGCUCCGAAUCAUCGUGCUUCUUUGGCAGCUCCAUCAUUACCGCCUGCUCGCCGACUGCCACGAGUGGCCGCACUUUCUGUCGCAAAACUUCCACGUCCUUCUGCGGUCGUUCCGACUCCCUCUCGGAUGGAAAAUAGCGAUGAUGCGGGAACCGUUGGGAAGGAUGUCACCGGAAAAUUUGGUCAGUACAUCACCGCCAUGCUGGACUCGCUCCGCCCCGAACAGAUCCGACAGUACAUGACAGCCAUUCGGAAAACGGUUGCCGAGCUGGAUCUGCAGGCGGCUAAUCAAGACUCCCACGUCGGCGCAAUGUAGCGCGAUACAAGAGCGAAUGGCCGAGCAUUUGGUUGCGAAUAGGCGGUUCGUAAGGGAGAAGGUUUGUUGUGGAAUGGUAUUGUGUACAGAUCUUUAUUGCUUUCGAUUCAUGUUUGAAUGGUACGCUCAUUGUGCUGCCAUUAUUGUCUGAUUUCUUGCUGUAUCGAUUUGUAUGUAAUGAUUUACGGACCGUCUCCUGCUUUAGUUUGGUGCUGCUUGGAAUUUUAUUGUACC